Molecule: messenger RNA, 2142 nt
Organism: Tupaia belangeri chinensis (Chinese tree shrew)
Lineage: Eukaryota; Metazoa; Chordata; Mammalia; Scandentia; Tupaiidae
Gene: YIPF6
Product: Yip1 domain family member 6
Exons: 7
Coding region: 181-768 (195 amino acids)
Biological process (GO): endoplasmic reticulum to Golgi vesicle-mediated transport
Cellular component (GO): membrane; trans-Golgi network
Source: RefSeq, a predicted model, not a curated record
GCGACCUGAGAAGGAGGGUCAAGAUGGCGGAAGCGGCUGAGUCUCCAGGAGACCGGGGAACAGCAUCGCCCAGGCCCUUGGUGAGCUUGGAAUCUCCGACAAAAGGGACCGAGGUUUGCAGGCCUUUCUGAUAUAUCCAUCUCACAAGAUAUUCCUAUAGAAGGAGAAAUCACCAUUCCUAUGAAGUCUCGCAUUCGGGAAUUUGAUAACUCCACAUUAAAUGAAUCUGUUCAGAAUACCAUUAUGCGUGAUCUAAAAGCUGUUGGGAAAAAAUUCAUGCAUGUUUUAUAUCCAAGAAAAAGUAAUACUCUUUUGAGAGAUUGGGAUUUGUGGGGCCCUUUGAUCCUCUGUGUGAUGCUUGCAUUAAUGCUGCAACAAGGCUCUGCAGACAGUGAGAAAGAUGGAGGGCCCCAAUUUGCAGAAGUGUUUGUCAUUGUCUGGUUUGGUGCAGUUACUAUCACCCUCAACUCCAAACUUCUUGGUGGAAACAUAUCUUUUUUUCAGAGCCUUUGUGUGCUGGGUUACUGUAUACUUCCCUUGACAGUAGCAAUGCUGAUUUGUCGACUGGUACUUUUGGCUGAACCAGGACCAAUAAACUUCAUGAUUCGACUUUUUGUGGUCAUCGUGAUGUUUGCCUGGUCUAUCAUUGCCUCGACAGCUUUUCUCGCCGAUAGCCAGCCUCCAAACCGCAAAGCCCUUGCAGUUUAUCCUGUUUUCCUGUUCUACUUUGUCAUCAGUUGGAUGAUUCUAACCUUUACUCCCCAGUAAAUCACGAAAUGACAAUUAAAAGCCAAUGAAUUGAAAGUUCAUCUGAAAGAUGUAAUACACCAUGGAGCUUUGCCUUUGGCCCUCUAAUUUUAUUUGGCCUGUCUACUUUCAGGUAUUUGUUAACUGGGUAGGUAAGGAAAUUAAAAGGAAGCCAUAUAACAUUGUUGCCACUUAUGAAGGGAACUGAUGUUUAAAAGGCUAUCCUUUUUCUCUUAAUUUCUUUCAUUAAAAUACAUGUGUAUAUCACACACAGUAUAAUGCCUCCUUAAGGGUUGAUGGAAUUAUUGUGAUUGGUUUGGAUGGCAGUCAGUGAUCAAGAAGCAGACCCUACAAGUUGAAUAGAGUUAGUAACUAUUUUUCAGUUUUGAGAAUACCAGUUCAGAUAUAGUUCUUAAACACAUUGGCUUAUGACUAUUAGAAUAUUCCUCUCUUUUCAUAAAUAAGAAAGAAUAAUCUACAUACAUUUUCUUUUAUUUCUCUCUCACACUUAAAAAGGCAAUGACAAAUGUUAGGAAAGGGGUUCAUAGAUAUGAGAGGAGAAAACAUACAUUAAUCAGUAUUCAGAUUUUUAUCAGAGGAAAUUCUACACUUGUUGCUUGAAAAAGGAAAAAAGAGCAAGGGCAUUUAAUGAGUCAGCCUCUGGGUAUUUUUAGUAUAGUAGCAUUUCUGUCAUGCUUAACACGUUGGUUGUCAUGUGAAUUUUUAGUCUCGUUCCCUAGCUCUGAAUACACAAUCUAAGAUGUUAGUAGUCAACAUGUAAUUUUCCUUUGACUGAAGUUUCAGUGUUCCAAUGCUAGAACUUAUCCAAGUAGCAGACCUCAGAAAUAUAUUAAUAGAUUGGUAGGUCCCUAAUGCAGAUUAUGUGUAUACCUUCUCUUAAGGGUAGAAUGAGUCAGUUGGAUACAGCAUAGUUAUAACGAACUCUUCCUAAUAUUCUCUGUGGUCAGGCCUCUAACUAGAAAGUAAAGCUGUAUCAGAAACCUUCACUUAGCCAUGUGUACACAGAGGGAUUUAGUGUUCUAAUGACUGUUUAAUAGUACAGUUAAAUGUUCUGGACCUGACAUAGGAUAAGAUGGGUUUAUAGCUGCUGCCUUUUCAUAGGGAUUUAGCAGUUUUUCCAUUACAUAUGUUUUUGGGGUUGGAGAAUAACAAUUUAUUUUCUUGGUUUAGAUUUUAUUUGUAAAGUUAAUUAGCUCUCCUAUGGGCAAGCACAUUUUGCACAUGUGCACCUACUUACACUCUCAGAUAUUUAUGCAUACCGGUGUGAAGGAUUUUCAGGGAAUAGAGCAUCAAGGAUAGGCUGAUUCUGAGCUAAACAGGGCUCCUGUAAGGUAAUCUGAGCUAUUGCCUUUUAUAAAUUGUACAUUGAAGAAC